AUGCUUCUUAAAUGGCAAGUUCGUGGUCAAGAUGAAUCAUUAUCUAUAUCAUCAACGACCAUUGAAACACAAUAUUUAAUUUUUGAUAUGGCUCAUUUUGGACCAGAUGGUGGUAUUUUUUCCAGUCCUAAUUUUCCAAAUUAUUACCCACAAGAUACAAUAUUAUUUUAUCAAUUUAUAGCUUCACCUGAUUAUCGUGUUCAAAUUGAAAUGGAUCUUUUUCAAAUUCGUGGUGUUGCACCACAAUGUACACAUGAUUAUUUAGAUGUUUUUAUUAAUGUAACUAAUUUUGAUAUUGCUCAAAAUGUACUUAAUGAUCAAUUACUACAUCGUUAUUGUGGUAGAAAUAAACCACCAUUAUUAGUAUCAUUUACAAAUUUACUUUUACUUGGAUUUUUUACUGAAGAUACACAAACAGAACGUGGUUUUAAUGGAUCAUUUCGUUUUAUAUCAGCACAACCUUAUCGAAAAAAUCUUAUACGUGAGCCAUGUGAUUAUAUAUUUAAUUCAUCCAUUUCAAAACGUGGUGAAUUUUUUUCUUCAACAUAUCCAGGAACUUAUUUACCUUGGCAAUUUUGUAAUUAUUCAUUUAUUGGUUUACCAGGUGAACGUAUUCACAUUCGUUUUCGUGAUUUAAUUCUUUUUAAAACUCCUAAUACUCAACAUUGUGCUAUUGAUUUAAUAAAACUCUAUGAUAAAACAUUAGAUCCACCAGAACUUCGUCGAUUUUUAUCUAGUUUUCGUCAUAUAAAUAAUUAUGAUUAUCAAUAUUUACCUGAAGAAACAGAACAAUAUCAUAUAACUGAUCUAUGUGGUACAUAUACAUUACCACUUGAUGUUUAUUCAACAAGUAAUCAUUUAUUACUUUAUUUUAUUGCAACACAUUAUGCUGAUUUAACUGAUGGUGAACAAAUACAAAUGAAUGAUAUAAGACGAUCAUUAUGGAGAAAAGGUUUUUUUGCUGAAUAUGAAUUUUUAUCAUCAUUAAAUAAACUUGAUUUUAUAACAAAAAAUAAAUCCAAUCAAUAUUUAUCUGGUACAGAAUGUGAUCAAACUAUAAAAUCAUUUGGUCAAGGAUAUGGUAAACUUCAAUCACCAAAUUGGCCAUAUCCAUAUAAACCACAAACAUCAUGUACAACAUAUUUAUUAGGUCUUGAUGAUCGUUAUACAUUAGAAAAUGUUGAAAUUGAAUUUGAACAAUUUGAUAUUGAUUGUCAAUUAGCAUCAUUAGUUAUUUAUAAUGCAAGUAUAAUAUAUGAUUAUCGUUUACGUACACGUCCAUUAUUUACAUCAAGUAGUUCAAUAUCAAUGACAACAGAAAAAUCUUCAAUAUUUAGUAAUUAUUAUCGACAAGAUCUUGAUUUUAAAGCAAAUCUUUCAUUUUGUGGUCAUUUUAAACCUGAAGGACGUUUUGUUUCAAAAAAUGCUUUACUUAAAAUAUCACUUAUACCAAAUGAUCGUUUAGUAAAUAAUGUUUUACCAUCAUUAAUUAAUGGUGGAAAAUUUCAAGCAAAAUAUAAAUUUGUUAAAAGUUAUCAUCAAGUAGCUGCCGAUGAAUAUGAUGCAUUAAAUCCAACUAUUUGUAAUCUUUCUUAUUAUCAAUCACGUACAGUUUCUGGAAAAUUUGAACCACCACGUUCAUCUGAAAAUGAUUAUUUUUCUAAUUCCAAUUGUACAUUUAAUUUUUAUCCUUUAAAUGAAGAUUCACGUUUACUUAUAUGGUAUGAUUAUUUUAAUAUUGUUGAUGAUAAUUAUAUUGAAUGUCCAUCAGAUAAUUUAACAUAUACAUAUAGUCUUUAUUCAUCAUCAAAAUUUUAUUUACAUCCAUUUAUUUAUUGUGGUUAUAGAAAUUUUCCUUCACCUUAUUUAACUAUACGUUCAACACAACAAUUUCGUAUACAUUUUCGUGCAAAUGAUGAUUCUGAAGCUGCUUUAGGAUUUGAUGGACGUUAUCAAUUUUUAAAUCAAUCAAAUAUAUUAUUUUCAUCAUCAUGUCGAAGUCCAUUUGAUUCAAUUAUUUAUAUUAAUGAAACAAAUGAACCUUCAGGUAAUUUAUCAAGUAAUGGUUAUCCAGAAAAUAUUAUUUGUGAAUGGUCAUAUGUAACAAAACAUGGAUUUCAAUUUAAUCUAGAAUUACGUAUGCUUGAAAUGGAAGGUUCGAAAACAAAAGAUCCACCACAAGGAUGUCAAUCAUCUGUUUUAAGAAUUUAUAGUGAAAAACGUAUUCAUGAAUUUUGUGGACAAGAAGAAAAAAUUCAUUAUUUUUUAACUGAUUCACAUUGGUUUACAAUACAAUUUAUUUCAUUAAAUCGACAAACAAAAGAACCAUUACGUGGUUUUCAAUUAUUAUGGACAGUUGUACAAGUUAAAUCAAAUAUAACUGAUAAUCAAUGUUUAUUAUCAAAUGAAUAUUUUGAUUGUAAAAAAAAUUCUAAUAGUACAAUAACAAAUUCAUUUUGUAUACAUCGAUCACUUCUAUGUGAUGGUCAAAUUCAUUGUCAACCAUUAUCAAAUGAUGAUGAAUUAUCAUCAAAUUGUUUUCUUAUGAUUCCAACACGUUCCAAAUUUUCAUUAUCAACAUUAUCAUCAUCAUCAUCUUCAUUAUCAUUUUUACAUCAAAAUCUUAUUAUAAUUAUAACUAUUUUUAUUCUUUGUAUUAUAAUGUUAUGUGUUGCAACUAUACUAAUUUUAUUAUUAAUUAAAAUGAAACGACGACAACAAGAAAUAGAAAUACCAAACGAACUAAAGAUAGAACAACGACAAAAACGUAUACGACAACAACAACAACAAGAUAAUUCAUCAUUGAGAAAAAAAUCAAUUCAAACAUAUUUAGAUGAUGAUGAAAAUAGUCAAGGUUUAAUUGGUAUUACUAUGAUGGAACAAGCUGUGACUACAGUUUAA
Messenger RNA from Rotaria sordida, 2901 nucleotides. Lineage: Eukaryota; Metazoa; Rotifera; Eurotatoria; Philodinida; Philodinidae. The record is from the annotation of a GenBank genome assembly.